Molecule: messenger RNA, 685 nt
Organism: Malus domestica (apple)
Lineage: Eukaryota; Viridiplantae; Streptophyta; Magnoliopsida; Rosales; Rosaceae
Product: transcription elongation factor SPT4 homolog 2-like
Biological process (GO): regulation of transcription elongation by RNA polymerase II; transcription elongation-coupled chromatin remodeling
Cellular component (GO): DSIF complex; nucleus
Molecular function (GO): RNA polymerase II complex binding; zinc ion binding
Source: RefSeq, a predicted model, not a curated record
AUUAGUAGCAGUCAAUUGUACGGAAAUUGAAUCAGAUCAAUAGAGAGCAGAAUCAUCUGAAAGAAAGAGAGACAGAGAGAGAGAGAUGGGAAGCGUACAACCAGCCCAGAUACCCACGAGCUUCGGCCACGAGCUUAGGGCUUGCCUCCGUUGCCGCCUCGUCAAGACCUACGAUCAGUUCAGAGAAUCAGGAUGCGAGAACUGCCCCUUCUUCAAGAUGGAGGAAGAUUUCGAUCGUGUUGCCGAUUGCACCACCCCCAAUUUCAAUGGGAUUAUUUCAGUUACGGAUCCAACUAGGAGUUGGGCUGCAAAAUGGCUUCGACUUGGAAGAUUUGUACCUGGUGUUUACACUCUUGCCGUUUCAGAGGUUCUUUCAGAGGAUUUGCGGAAUUUGUGUGAAGAUGAGCAGGUGCAAUACGUACCACCCAAACGUGUAUGAAUUUGACCAAAAGAAAAGAAGGUGCAUGCGUGUUCUUUUGUCAGACCAAAACGAAGCUGUGGAAAAAUAUGUAGAAGCAAAUACCUUGGUAUGAAAACUGUUGGUGGUUUAAAGUGAAAGUUUUGUACGAAUUUCUGUUAUAGUAUUGAAGCAGCUUGUAACAUAUUGUUAGCAUAAGAAGUUAUAAUUUAGUCUCAAAUUUUCAACAUUUCUCUUCUUUUUUUGGUAUGUGAUCAAGGUCCUUAG